AUUUUCCAUUUGCAGAUGGGUGCGUUGCAGCAGCAGCAGCUGACUAACAAAUACAGAUACCGAGCUAGAGAUACCACGACAAUGGCAAGCAAAAGUGGAGCAGACGACAACAGCAGCAGCAGCAGCAGCCGCAGCAGCAGCCGCAGCAUCUCAACCCAAACCCAGCCCGCAUCGAUCAACAGCAGAACUGCCACAAAUACGCACAGCAGCAUCAUCGUCAUCCUGGCGCUGGGCAGUCUGCUGUUGAUGCUGCUGCUGCCGGCGCUGGAGGCGAGCCCCGUUUUUGUGGAUAAUCCCAGCUUAGCGCAGUUUCAAUCCGGUCGCAAUAUACGCCAUCUGCCGUGCAUAGUGCGCAAAUCGGGACGCUCGGGCGUCUGCAUGUUUGCCAUCGAUUGCAUCAAGCAGAAUGGCACGCACUUGGGCACCUGCAUCGAUCGCUUCUACUUUGGCUCGUGUUGUGCCAUGAAGGAGGAGGCUUCGCUGUUUGCGCCGGAGAUAAGCGACAAUAGCAUCGAUCAGAAUACCAUUUCGCAUUUCUCUCACGAGUCCACGACGUUGCCCACUAGCACUCUCUUCAAGCUUACCACUGAGAGCAGCACCACGCACCACCACAACUAUCAGCAGCAGCAAAAUACAGCCAGCGAACUGCUCAAGAAUGUAACUCAGAGUUAUUUGAGCAGCCUGAAGCCAGUGCGCACCACCAGCACUAGUGCCAGCAGCAGCACCACCAGCAGUGGCAGUACUUCGGGCAGCAGUACAACCCACUCGUUCAGUUCGACGCGUCGGCCCAGCACUCCGCACACCACCCACAAGAACUCGCAUUUUGUGGUGCGCACCACAGUUAAACCCAUUCAAGAAGCCAAGCUAACAACCACUGUGAAGCCGCAUCGUCGUCGCACCACUACCACGCGACCAAUGCUAACCACUGGACCAGCUUUGGAGCAGCGCAUUGAAACCACCACAGUGCCGAGCAAGUUUGUCACCUUCCAGAUUGUGGAGACAACCACGCCAUCUGCCACCGAGCCCACCAAUCGCUUACCGGAGACAACCACUCGGCGGUACAGCAGGCCCACCGCUGGCAGCAGCAGCAGCAGUAGCAGCAGUAGUUCCACUGCUGCUAAGACAACAAGCCGAACAACAACCACCAGAGCAACAACAACCACAGCUGCACCAACAACGACAACGACGACGACGACAACGACAACAACAACAGCGCGUCCAACCCCACCAUUACGCACCACAACGCCCAAACCCCACAAGCCGCAGUCUAGCAGACGCCCAGCGCCUGCCAAGAAGCCGGCAACAACAACAACCGCCGUAAACACAACAACAGCAACGCGCAAGCCAAUCGACAACAGCAGCAGCAGCACCACCACCAGCAGCACAGCAACAACACUGCCCGUUCGCAAGCCCGUUAACAGCACCAGCGGCACCCUUGGCACCACCUCAACAGCAUCCACAUCGAGCACGUCUGCAGCAACAACAACCACCAAGCUGCCCUUGGCGCCCAGGCCGAAGCCAAAGCCAACGGGCGAGAUAGUCAAGGUGCCCGUGGUGCUGGCUGAUGUGAUACCAACAACCACCGGCCCAAAAGUCACGCGCAGACCAAUAACAACCACCAGCAGCAGCAGCAGCCACACGACAGCAACAAGAACAACAACGGCGCCCAAAAAGCCAGCGAGCAGCAGCAGCACGACUACAACAGCAACACCCACAACAACAACAACGAUAACAACCACGCCCAAGCCCACGCGCCGACAUACAACAAAAGCCACCAGCACCACAGCAGCGCCAACAACCACCACAAGAAGAACAACAACAACAACCGCUGCACCGCUGCUCACAACCGAAGCGCCCAAAUUGCCAGCAAAACCAACAGCAACAGUUGGCACCACGGCAACAGCAACAGCAGCAAGUGGUGUUAGCACCACCAAAAAACCAGGUCUGAUCACCUGGACAGAUGUUGAAGCGGAACCCAUUACGAAUGCAACCAUUAGCAGCGAUUGGCAGCCAGGACAAUCGGCCGGAGAUUGGGUGCCGUUGCCCACUUUGUUGCCCGAGUUGUACAACAACAAGACGACGGGCGCUGGCACAGCAACGCCCAGCGCCACAGACAAGGUGGUUAUCUCGGUGGCCACCAGCGUCAGCACCAGCAGCGGUGGCAGCGGCAGCGGUGGCAAUUCUGAGUCGGGUCAGAGUCAGGAGGAGAUGGAGACAAUGGUUACUAGCAAGCCGCAUAGAACCACAAAGCCGCCCAGGCCAGCGGCAACAACGCCAGCAACGGCGACAACAACACCAACAGCAACAACCACAACAAGAACAACUGUAACAAGCAAAACCACAGAUGCACCACCAACAAGAACAACAGCAGCCCCAGCAACAACAACAACAACGACUACAAGAACACCACCAACAACAACCACAACAAGAACAACAACAACAACGGAACGCUUGGAAUUAGUAUCCUCAACGUCGUCUUACACAGAUUCAAGCAGCGAGUCAAGCGGCAGCAGCACCACAACGGAUUACAGCGGCGAGGAGCCGAAUACAACGACAAUCGAUGCAGCUGGCAACACGACCGUAGCGCCUGCCACCGGCUUGGAGGGCGUCGACUACCGGGAAGUCUGCGGCCGUCGCAUGUUCCCUGAGCCGCGCAUUGUUGGCGGGGCAAACUCUGCCUUCGGCCGCUGGCCAUGGCAGAUAUCCCUGCGCCAAUGGCGCACCUCAACCUAUCUGCACAAGUGUGGCGCAGCGCUGCUCAACGAGAACUGGGCAAUCACCGCCGCGCAUUGCGUUGACAAUGUGCCACCCUCUGAUUUGCUGUUACGUCUGGGCGAAUACGACUUGGCUGAGGAAGAGGAGCCCUAUGGCUUCCAGGAGCGACGAGUGCAAAUUGUUGCCUCACAUCCGCAGUUCGAUCCGCGCACCUUCGAAUACGACUUGGCGCUGCUCAGAUUCUACGAGCCCGUAGUAUUCCAGCCGAACAUUAUACCCGUCUGUGUGCCCGACAGCGAUGAGAACUUUAUUGGACAAACGGCCUUUGUCACCGGCUGGGGCCGCCUCUACGAGGAUGGCCCACUGCCGAGCGUGCUGCAGGAGGUGGCUGUGCCUGUCAUCAACAAUACCAUCUGUGAGUCCAUGUACCGCUCAGCGGGUUACAUUGAGCACAUACCGCACAUAUUCAUCUGCGCCGGCUGGAAGAAGGGCGGAUACGAUUCGUGUGAAGGUGACUCUGGUGGCCCCAUGGUGCUGCAGCGCGAGUCGGAUAAACGCUUUCAUCUGGGCGGCGUCAUCUCGUGGGGCAUCGGCUGUGCGGAGGCUAAUCAGCCAGGCGUUUACACGCGCAUCUCUGAAUUCCGAGACUGGAUCAAUCAGAUUCUACAAUUUUAGUCGCAUCGUAGUCUUGAUCGCUGUAUUAUGCCUAAAUCCUUAGCGAAUGCCCAGCAAAUCCGCACACGAUAUCCAAAUCGUGAACAGAGUCCUCAACUCAACUCAACUCAACUUAACACAAUUCAAACUCGAACUCGUUCUUUGGUUAUGGGCACGCACUCCUAUCAUCCACAUCGAGUCUAGCGCAUAACCCAAGCAACGAUUUCAGUUCAAAUUAAUUAUCAUUUUCUGCACCACACUGCACCACAAUUGCUACAAUUCAAACAACAGACUAAAUAGCAGAACUAAUCUUAACUUAGGUCCAUUUAUUACUCUAUUCAUUUCUGAAAAUUACUUUAUAUUUAACAUAACAAAAAAAGACAAGAGUUGACGACUCAUUUGAGCACUUUAAUUUAUUUUCCCUCCCUUUUGCUCUGUAUAUAAUUUUCUAAAUUAUUGCAUAACCAUUAUUUAGCUCGUAAGUUUAUUUAAUAGAAAUUUGACAAAUGGCUCUACUCGAUGUAGUGCAUUUGAUUAGGCGCUUCUUUUUCACGAAGUUUUUUUAAUAAAAAAUAAAUAAUAAAAAAAAA
This is a messenger RNA of Drosophila navojoa, 3959 nucleotides long. RefSeq names its product serine protease notopleural (gene Np). Gene Ontology annotation, biological process: proteolysis. Gene Ontology annotation, molecular function: serine-type endopeptidase activity. NCBI's taxonomy places the organism in Eukaryota, Metazoa, Arthropoda, Insecta, Diptera, Drosophilidae. The record is from RefSeq and is a predicted model, not a curated record.